Molecule: messenger RNA, 1103 nt
Organism: Umbelopsis ramanniana AG
Lineage: Eukaryota; Fungi; Mucoromycota; Umbelopsidomycetes; Umbelopsidales; Umbelopsidaceae
Exons: 4
Coding region: 20-925 (301 amino acids)
Cellular component (GO): membrane
Source: RefSeq, a predicted model, not a curated record
AACUUCUGUCAACAACAGUAUGGGCAUGAAGCUGAAUCUUCCUAUCAAUGUCCCGGCUAGCAUGUCGAGUCUGCCUACCAUAAAGUUCUAUCUUCAUAUUGCUCAGGUCGCCCUGACACUUAUGACGAUCAUUCUCGUCGCUCCUGUCAUCAGUAUCGAAGCAAAAUACUGGGGAGGAAGUAAAGCAGCCCCAAACUGGACACUCGUCGUCGGUAUCUUGACACUUCUUGUGCCUGUAGGCAUGGUAUAUUUCCCUUGGGCGUAUGAUCGACAGGAUAAAUUCAAGGUCCUGGGAAAGUUCUUUUUGAAGUCUCGUUCAGCGCUUGUCUUGACUGUCUUCAACUCGUUUCUAUGGCUAACCGCAGCUCUUGCAAUGACGGUCCAUAGCACUGAGGCUGUCAACUGCGCUCUGGACGGUGAUCUGGAAAAGUCAGACGGCUCAUACGCGGCUUCAUGGGCGAAUCAGUGUAAUUGCGGCAAGGCUACAGCGGCGUUUGCUUGGUUCACAUCUUUUGCCUGGCUUGGAACUGUGGUCAUCACUGGCCUGGUCAUGUACAGCGAGAAGCAGCAAAUUCAGCAAAAUUUGAAAAACCAUGAAAUGGACGCGGCUGCAGACAGACAUGAUGAUCCAGUUGAUCCAUCCUAUCGCACGUACGAUGAAGAAGCUGAUUAUCAGCCCACGCAUAUGGGUAACACGGAGAGUAUGCCUCUCAACAGCCCCCCAGAUAUGCAUCAACAACAGCAUUACUAUGACCAAAGUCCUCCACCUCGCCAACAAACCUAUAGCCCAGACUAUCCAACCUACGGCAACACUCCCACCAUGCCUAUUCCUCAACCUACACCAUCCCCCACAUUUGGACAAGCACCUCAUGCCUCUCCCAACGCCUACGAUACAAACCCACCUCAACCCACAUAUUACCAUUAGUGCUUAAAACAUACCAACCUCCAUAUUCAAUUGAAUAAGAUAGAUGAUUUUGUAUAGGGUCGAAUACCUCUUUAUCCUUGUUUUGUAGGAUCAAUACCUAGCUCUUCUUUUUUCCCUCACCGUAAUCCAAAAUAUUUUUUUUUCCUCAUUUUUCAAACAAUCAGCAGCCCGCAUUUCU